AUGCCUUCGCAGCCUUCAAACGCGGGUAUUGUCACCGACGAGAACAGUGGUGACCGAGAGAUCCCGCAGUCUGUCCGCGCAGAUGGCAGUACCCGUAAAGCUAUCAAAAUUCGUCCGGGAUACCGGCCUCCCGAGGAUGUCGAAGUCUACAAGAACCGCACUGCCGAGGCCUUUCGCGAGCGCGGUAAGAAGAUCGGCAUCCCAGGUGCCACGGGCUUGAAGGAAGAGAGCUCCGAACAAAACUCGGCUGCAAGCAACAAGAACGCCAAGCGUCGUGAGGCUCGGAAAAAGGCAAAGGCUGCAGAGGGUGAUGCUCCAGCCCUUGCGGAAGAGACAAAGCCCGAGGAAGUCGAUCCCGAAGUUGAGCGCGAGAAAAAGGCCCGAAAUCUUAAGAAGAAGUUGAAGCAGGCUAAGGACCUCAAGAACAAGAAGGAAGGUGGUGAGGCUCUACUUCCCGAGCAAAUCGCAAAGGUCAUCAAAAUCAACGAACUCAUUAGAGAGUUGGAUGCGCUGGGCUUCGACGCUGAGGGUGAGCCCAAGAAGGCUGCCACUGACGACGAGGGUGAAAAGAAGGACUGA
Fusarium mangiferae is the source of this 579-nucleotide messenger RNA. RefSeq lists its product as uncharacterized. Lineage: Eukaryota; Fungi; Ascomycota; Sordariomycetes; Hypocreales; Nectriaceae. Gene Ontology annotation, cellular component: cytoplasm; exon-exon junction complex. The transcript has a single exon. Gene Ontology annotation, molecular function: RNA binding. Bases 1 to 579 code for a protein of 192 amino acids. The record is from RefSeq and is a predicted model, not a curated record. Gene Ontology annotation, biological process: exon-exon junction complex disassembly.